This is a messenger RNA of Vanrija pseudolonga, 1014 nucleotides long. RefSeq lists its product as uncharacterized. The coding region runs from base 1 to 1014 and encodes 337 amino acids. The record is from RefSeq and is a predicted model, not a curated record. Lineage: Eukaryota; Fungi; Basidiomycota; Tremellomycetes; Trichosporonales; Trichosporonaceae. The transcript has 3 exons.
AUGUCUGCUAGCCGCGACCCACGCCUCCGAACCUACCUCUUCUCUCUCAACCCGGUCAAGUUCCCUCUUCCGUACGAUGCUAUGGUGCGCUUUACAGGUAGCCAAGGGAGCAAGCUCGUCGAAAAUGACGCAACGGUAUGGUUUCGUACCGCCACGAGCACGUUUCUCGUGUUCUGUGACAAGGAUACGGUCCUGAUUGUCGAUGAACAUACCAAGAAGGAGGUGUCGAGGCACAAGCUUGAGACUCCGAUCUCCAACACCACCACUGGACCUACCUCAGACGACCGCUCCGGGACGCCCACCCAGAGCACCGGUACCCCCAGCGGCGCUCCCACGCGCGUCAACAGCCCUGCCCCCGGUAGCAGCGGUAGCAACGCUGUCCGCCGCAGUGGGUGGGGUGGGUACCAGGGGCCAGAUGCCGCCCAGCCCCCAGCCAAGCGCCCACGCAUCAAUGCCGAAGACACCACUCAGCCCACCUCGCCAGUCCCCGGAGCCGUCUACCUGUCGGACCUUGCCGCUCCUGGAGCCACCCAAGUACCCAACGACGUCCUCCCUAUCAUCCGGAGGCUCAACGAGCACACACAGUGGGCGGAGGAGCGUGCCAGUGUUUUGGCCGAACGUGACAGCAUCGCCUCCGAACGCGAAAGCAUCACCGCCGAACGUAACACGAUUGCCGCUGAGAAGGAGGGAAUUGACCAUGAACGGAAGCAGCACACGGAUACACGCGCUGCAUGGGGUCAGGAGAAGGACCGCCUCAUCGCCGACCACACCUCUAAGGAGACUGCGUGGGCGUCCGAGAAGACGGAGCUGGAGGGCAAGCUUAGCCUUGAAAAGAAUGCUCGGGGUUUGGAGAAUAAAAAGUUUAAGACCGACUUGGAGAACUGCCAGCGUGAGAAGGAGAAGCUUGCCACGGACCUCAAGGAGGAGAAGGCGGCCCACGCCGAAACGAAGCAGGCCCUCGAGAACGAGAAGGAAGUCAAGGAGCGGAUGCGUAGGGCCCUCGAUGGCCUUUAG